ACGACCGAUGAGCGAUGAUGACAGCGGAUGAUACACCAUGAUGUUGCGAGUUCCACCAUGAGAACGCGACCCAGUCUCUAUUCGUAUCACGCAUGUGUUCCCUUCCUUUAGCCUCAUGUCGGACUCAAAGCGCGCGCACCUCUCCGCCGACGCGCUGCUACCCAAAGAUAGACCUAUAACCGCUCCCCUUCAUACAUGGUUCACUUCGCCCGCGAGAUCGCAUAGCAACCUUGCGCAAGCGAAAGAGCUCCCGCUGCAUCUGAUUCAGCUGAUCCUCACACAUCUGGACGAUGUCGGUGACCUUGCGCGCAUCACGCGCACAUCGCGUCUCUUCUAUUACAUGACGCUCCCGCGACUCUACGAGAAAGUUACGCUACGUUCAUACGCCGACAUACGAUACGUCGAUGGCAGACCGGAGGGAUACGGCAAUGGCAGCCCUUUUGCCAUGGGACUCAACACACUGGUGUCGCGGAACUUCAGCGACUACAUACAAUCGUUUCGUGUCAUAGGCGACUGGCGAGAACAUGAUGUCGACGACUAUAAACAGGGUCGCGUGCCAGACAACAGCAUGAUACUGCAAAUCGUCAUGCGUGCCGCGCUUGACAAAAUGAAGAAUCUCAAGGCUUUUGCUUGGGAGCUGAGCACCCCUCCGUUGAGUACGGUAUACCAAGGCAUUACGACAAGAACAUUGCUAGCGUCGCUCACCAUUCGAUGCCCGUCACGACGAACACCGCGACCGACUACCAUUAUACCUCCGCUUCCGAAUUUGACCACGCUGGUUGUGUACGACAUCGAUCCACUAUGCUAUCCCGACGACAUAUCGCUGCUUCUAGCCGGUUCCAAGAAGCUCGAGAACCUGAAGCUACACUGGAGUCCGCGUAUGCGGGCUGAAGGCGAAGAGUCAGUGAGCCUGCACUCGAUGUUCGGUCGGUGCAUCGCUGCGAGAUAUGCGAUUUCCAUUAAGCGCUUGGCCAUAUACAACGUAUAUACUCGAUUCUCUGGCGACGACUUUCACAACGUUAUGAAUCACGACUGCCAAACAGAGAUCACCGUGAUCAAUUCCAUGGGCAGUUCCGACCCUAUGACGGUUUUUGCUGACGAUUCUUGGAGGGUACACAACAACCAUCCGACGCCUCGUAACCUGAAGAUGAUACGCACCGAUAACACGGACAAAGAGAGUGUUACCAUGCUGGGGAAGUUCAAGGGUCUGGAGCGACUGUACAUCGUGAAUAAUAGGCGAGGCAAGGAAGCAUCUCCCAAGUCAAACAGCACAGCCGCGACGCCUACGACACCGUCCACUAUGACGCCGGGCGUGAACUGCAAUACCAGCGCAAGCAACACCCCUAACGGCAUGACCCAGCAACGCUGCCGCAGCCUCGGAAGCGAGUUCCUUGCGGUCAUUCAAACCAAUCAUAAUAAGACCAUCCGGCAUCUGCUUCUUAACGAACGUUGGGUACUGUCUGAUGAUGCCCUCUUCAGACUUUGCCAGCUAUGUCCUAACCUGGAGCAACUCGGUUUCGCUUGCGGUGUCCCACCCCUCGAGUCGUUACGCCAAGUCUUUACCCUAGUUCCUAAGCUAUGGGCCGUCCGUUUCCUAGCCCGUCCAACUUACGACACAAACGACCCGAUGGGAGACGAUGAGGAUCCCACGAUGCACGCGUUUGCGUUUGCAACAGAAUUUUGGCGACCGGAGUACAAGAACGUCAAGUACAUUGGUUACGGCGAUAAUAUUGUGUUCAAAUUAGGCGGUGUCUAUUUCCCUCCAAAGGGUAAAGAACCGGUGCCAAAUGAUAACGAGAAGAGCAUGAAUGCUAAAAGAGCUGGACCAAAAAGGAAAAUCGAUGUCUUGAGAAGGGAGGACGUAAAGGAUAUCGAGAUUUGGGGUUUGGAUACUACAGAGUUCGACCCAAAAUUCCCCUGAGAGAAUCAGCUGCAUGGAACGCGAACUGCACAUCUCGGACGUUGAAGCAAGCGCAUUGGCUGCUUCACCCACCAUCGGUUGGCCACUGGCUUCCACAAAACAUCCCGCUAAAUUCGGCUGUUAGAGACUCCAAUGGCGUCUUCCAGAGAGUAUUGCGACUUUUCUCGAUUAGUAACGCGACGUAACGUUCACGGCGGUAGUUCGAUCCUUUCGCUUCGAUAUUACAUUUUUCAGAGCUAGACAGUGCUUACCGCAAGCAAGUCAACAGUGUGUAUUAGUACAAAAUGGUCGCCCGUGAUGCGAUGUGUACAGUACAGCAUAAGAGGAU
Molecule: messenger RNA, 2249 nt
Organism: Alternaria alternata
Lineage: Eukaryota; Fungi; Ascomycota; Dothideomycetes; Pleosporales; Pleosporaceae
Exons: 3
Coding region: 116-1921 (601 amino acids)
Source: RefSeq, a predicted model, not a curated record